UCAGCCGAGCCAUUUGGUGAAGAAGUCGUUGCCCUUGUCGUCCACAACUAUAAAGGCCGGGAAGUUCUCCACCUCUAUUUCCACACAGCCUGCAAACAUCGCAUCCAUCCACAUUGCACCCGAGAGAGAGAGGCAUCCAUUGUAAACGCCUCUGCUGUGCUCUGUCUGUGUGGAUGGCCGGGCCGUGUGUGCGCAAACACAUACACACCUCCAUGCCGAGCUCUUCGUAUUCCAGCACCUCCACCUUCUUGAUGCAGUUCUGCGCCAAUAUCGCCGCAGGGCCGCCGAUGCUGCCCAGAUAAAACCCACCAUGCUGCUUGCAAGCCUUGGACACCUGCACAACGCCCACCAAACCAACACACCACACCGCUCUCUGUCCUGCGUGUUUGUGCGGGCGUUGUACCUCCUUUCUCCUGUUGCCCUUGGCAAGAGUUAUCAU
Molecule: messenger RNA, 439 nt
Organism: Vitrella brassicaformis
Lineage: Eukaryota; Vitrellaceae
Source: the annotation of a GenBank genome assembly